CCUUAUCUAAAAAUGAAUACCGAUUAUUCAUGUUGUUUUAAAGUUAAAAAUAUCCUCAUAUAUACUUGUGAUUGAAUUUUUUUUCACUAUAAGGGGCGUUUUUUGACUUUCCGCCGUGGGCAUCCAAAAUAUCAGGGCCGGCCCUGACAUCUACAUGUAGUGCUUUAUAACUCUAUCCAACAUAUACUCCUUUAUUGUUAUGUUCAAUGGUCAUUGAGGAAAAUUUAGUUGGUAUUGUUGUUUAUAGAUAAGGUUCAGUAGAUAAGGAUUUUCAAUAGAUAAGACUCUUAAUAUAGAUCAGCCAUUACUUUGGUAGAUUUUGACGUAACUUUUGGUAUAUUUUGCACCAACUUUUGUAUGCAUCUAUUUAUGCUUAGGGUACAAAUUCUUUAUGAUUUGGAAAGACUAAUGGAAAGGUUAUUUUCGUUUUAGAAUGCCCGAAAAGUUAUCUGUUCAAAAAAAUAAUCACUCAAAAUAUGAAUGUCAGUUAGCAUUUUUCAUAAUUUUCCAUUUGCUUUUUUAGUUUUUAUGUAAUCAUCUGUUCGUCUCAGCAUGAGUCUCUCUUUCCUCCUCCUGAGGAGAAAGAAUAACAAAACCCCAUUGUAAUCUACAUCCCUCUCUCCAAUUCAUACACAUAAAUCCAUUAUCUUUCUCAAAAUCCCAUUUUUCUUAGACUUCAAUCUUUUGCUCAGUUCCUGUUUUGGUAAUGAAUCUCUUUCUAUGCAACAAAUAUCUUUAUUAUUUUCUUUUAAUUUAGGAAGGUUUGCAAUUUGCGUACCAAAUUUUAACAGUCAAAUUAUAUGAACAUGGAAAUUGUUGUUUGAAUUCUUGUGCUGUAUGUUUCUUCCUUUUUGUUUGAGCUUCAUUUAUGGGUUCUAAUUAGAACGUUUAAUUGCAUUUUGAAUAUUGGAUCGUGUAUUUAUAGAAGCUUAAUGUUGGUUUUAGAGAUUGCUUAACUUUCUCAUUGUUGAAAAAUCUAAUCGAAACAUAGUUAAGUACUCUUGCAACCCUUCCUAAGAUUUUCUUUUCUUGUGCAUACUUUAUAAAAGACGUUCUUUUUUUUUCUUGUUCAUCCUCUCUUUUUAAAUUUUUUUAUAUCACAAUGCACAUUUGUGAAUCUAUGGAAGUAGUUGGUAUACAAAUUGUUAACUCAUUGCUCGUUUUAAUUUUAUGAUUUUCAUUAGUGGGUUUUUGGUGUUAUUUCAUUGUUGUUUUUUAUAUUCUAUCUUGAGGUUCUGACCAUUUCUGGUAGGGUCUAGUGAUUUCUCUAAUUGGCUGUCCAUUCUUGAAGCAUCAAUCUCGACCUAACAUGAUCAUGUACUAGUGAGCAUUUUGUUUGAAUUACUCUCUUAUGAUUCAUUUCCGUGUAUUCUUCUGGAUUUUCUAUCUCAUAUGCCAGUGAAAAAUUUGCUUAGGUUACAAGAAUACUCAAAGAUGGACAUGCAUAACUUCGAAAAAAUAUGUAUCUGUCGCCAUCAAUAAUGUUUUAUUGCGCCGUGGGUUGCCUAUUUAAAAUCUUAAUUGAGGUUUUUCUAUCUUUGAUUUUGUUUACUGGUGGGUUUAGUAACUUCUUAUGCAAACUUAUGUUGAUUUUCCUCUCACUAGAGUUGUCUUUUUUAAUUUUUUGAUUUCAAGUUUGUGUCACUUUUGUUCCAUUGUUCUAUGUGAGUGCUAAAACAAAUGUGGACAUGUAGAUAUAUGAAGGCAUGCUUUUACGUUCAAUUUAUCAAGCACAUUAUGAGCUGUGUCAAUAUAGUUAGUUGUUCAUCAGGUCAAGCAUAGGAGUUGUUAAGAGACAAAUUUGCAAGACACAUUUUCUUCAAGAAAUUCGGGAUGAUGAUCUUGUAUUGUUCAAUAGAGCACCUACACUGCAUAAAUAAGGGACCAUGAGAGUAUAUAUAUGAGGAUAUGCAUCCAGUUACUGAGGAGCUAAGAAGAGCUAGGAAGCAGGUGUCCAACUUUGUUCAAUACGCAAGAGGGUUUUCAGGUCUACUCCAAUGCAACCUUGUGCUACAAAACUUACUAUUAGUUUGAAAGGAGACAGACACGGAGUUGCUAGUUGUAAUGUCCAGAGUCGUCAAGAUAGCAUAAAGGAAGAGCCAAUUGAUAUAAAUGGUUUUAGUGCUCCACCUAAGAUCGAUAGGAAGAGAAAGGAUCACAACGACAUCAGGGGUUCUACAUUUCACGUGGACCUGAACAACACCAAUGAAAACCUUAUCGACUUAUCUUCCUCUGACUGCAACACAGAGGAUGAAAAUAUCCCACCUUGUGAUGAUUCACAGAAACAGUUGGUACUCUAUGAUCCUUGUGUUAAUGGUGGAGGUGCAAUUGAAGCUGUCCCAGAUCCAAUUUCAUAUAAACCACCAUCUUAUCCAAGACAUCACCCUCAAAGAGUAUUGCCAUCUGUAGGUGCUUUCACAGUUCAGUGUGCCAACUGUUUUAAAUGGAGACUCAUCCCGAGCCAAGAGAAAUAUGAGGAAAUACGAGAACACAUUACAGACAAGCCCUUUGUGUGUGAAACAGCUCAUGAAUGGCGUCCUGAUAUUUCAUGUGAUGACCCCCCUGAUAUUGAGCAAGAUGGAAGCAGACUCUGGGCUAUUGACAAGCCCAACAUUGCACAGCCUCCUCCUGGGUGGCAGAGGGAUCUGAGGAUCAGGGGUGAAGGAAGCACAAAGUUUGCCGAUGUAUAUUAUACUGCACCAACAGGCACUAAACUGCGCUCAAUACCCGAUGUCCAGAAGUACUUGUUUAAACACCCAGAAUACGUGGAACAAGGGGUGACACUAGCACAAUUUUCGUUUCAGAUCCCAAAACCAUUGCAGGAGAACUAUGUAAGAAAGCGUCCUGCUCGUGUGGCAGUAUUGCGAGAAGCUAAACCAAUGGCGUUACCAGGUCCAGAAGAGAAUACCGAUUUGCAGCUUGGUCUGCCAGGGUUCUCUGCUCGGUACACGUUUGAUCCUGUGAAUCCAACAGUAAAGAGGGCAAGGAGCGCACCAGGUAAACGGAGAGAGAAUUUCGACUUGAUGUUGAAACAGCCUAAAAUGUAGGUUAGCUGACUACAAGGGACCACUAUUGGAAUCAAACAACAGCACAGUGGUCUCUCCCUCAAAAACUUUCUUUUUGUAUUUGUUUACAGGACUCAAUGUCCUGAAACAAAUUUAUGUGGAAUUAGCAAACUUUUAGCUCUGAAAGUGGGGCUCUUUUAGGGGUUGAGAAAGGGAGGAUAUGCCAUUGUGACUUCUUUUGGAAUGUAUAUGGAAAAAGAUCAUCCUAGUAUUACUCUGGUUUG
This is a messenger RNA of Cynara cardunculus var. scolymus (artichoke), 3289 nucleotides long. Its product is annotated as methyl-CpG-binding domain-containing protein 2-like. The coding region runs from base 1998 to 3047 and encodes 349 amino acids. The transcript has 6 exons. The record is from RefSeq and is a predicted model, not a curated record. Lineage: Eukaryota; Viridiplantae; Streptophyta; Magnoliopsida; Asterales; Asteraceae. Gene Ontology annotation, molecular function: zinc ion binding; DNA binding.